Aspergillus novofumigatus IBT 16806 is the source of this 1197-nucleotide messenger RNA. Its product is annotated as putative Zn-dependent hydrolase/oxidoreductase family protein. The record is from RefSeq and is a predicted model, not a curated record. Bases 415 to 1059 code for a protein of 214 amino acids. Gene Ontology annotation, biological process: N-acylethanolamine metabolic process; N-acylphosphatidylethanolamine metabolic process. The transcript has a single exon. Gene Ontology annotation, cellular component: cytoplasm; membrane-bounded organelle. Gene Ontology annotation, molecular function: N-acylphosphatidylethanolamine-specific phospholipase D activity. NCBI's taxonomy places the organism in Eukaryota, Fungi, Ascomycota, Eurotiomycetes, Eurotiales, Aspergillaceae.
CCAACCGGCCUGACACUACGCCUCCUACUGUUCCUGUCCGUAAACCAGAAUUUCUGCCCAGCCGGGAGACGUCGAAGCUGAGGGCGACAUGGCUGGGCCAUGCCUGCUACUAUGUCGAGUUUCCCGACGGUCUGCGAGUGUUGUUCGAUCCUGUGUUUGAGGACCGUUGCUCGCCUUUCUCCUGGCUUGGACCGAAACGAUACACAGAGGUGCCGUGCCAGAUCAAAGACAUCCCUUUCAUCGACGCAGUUGUUAUUUCCCACAACCAUUACGACCAUCUGUCGCACCCAACAGUGAAGGAGAUCGCCAAACUGCAUCCAAAUUGCCAUUUCUUUGCGCCUCUGGGUAACAAAGAGUGGUUUUCUAGAUCGGGAAUUAAGAAUAUGACUGAGAUGGACUGGUGGGAAGAGCGGGAUGUCGUCCUUUCGCCUUCAAAGCCAGACGCUACGGUUGAAGAAGCAACGGGCGAUCUCGCGUCGAAGCCUGCGGAUAUCAAAGCGCGUGUCGGCUGCCUACCAUGCCAGCAUACCAGUGCCAGAGGACUCCUUGAUCGAGAGAAAACAUUGUGGUCGUCAUGGUAUGUCGAAUCUGGAGGUCGCAAGGUUUACUUCGCUGGGUAUGUCAAGGGUCCCGAUACACCUCUCCAUAUUUUCAAGGCUGACUUUGGAUAUCAUGCUCAGAGACACUGGAUACCGUGCGGUACCUGAACUUCCGGAUGGCGUGGACGAUCACGGCCCUGAGUAUAAUUACCCUUCGUGUCCUGCGUUCAAGCAGGUCGGCGAAUUCAGAGGACCCUUUGACCUAGGUCUGAUCCCCAUCGGAGCGUACGCGCCACGCUUCAUCAUGAGUCCGAUGCAUGCAGACCCUCAUGAUGCUGUGGAAAUAUUCAGAGAUACAAAGUGUAAACGAGCAACCGCCAUGCAUUGGGGUACGUGGGUGCUUACUGAGGAGGACGUCCUGGAACCUGCGAAGAAAUUGAAGGAAGCAUUGAAGAAGCAUUCAAUUCCUGAAGAGGGAGUCUUCGAUGUUUGUGACAUUGGCGAAAGCAGAGAGUAUUGAUCAACUUACAGGAGCCAUCUUUGGACAUAUGGUCUUUAAUAAUUGUUAGACUCACGCAUGAUGGACUUUGGAGUCUUGUGGAUACUGAACAUUAUCAGACACUGUCAUAUAGUUUAUUGUAUUUAAUUAUGUGAGAUU